Molecule: messenger RNA, 3670 nt
Organism: Leucoraja erinaceus (little skate)
Lineage: Eukaryota; Metazoa; Chordata; Chondrichthyes; Rajiformes; Rajidae
Gene: tmem170b
Product: transmembrane protein 170B
Exons: 3
Coding region: 211-735 (174 amino acids)
Biological process (GO): negative regulation of canonical Wnt signaling pathway
Cellular component (GO): plasma membrane
Source: RefSeq, a predicted model, not a curated record
AUGCGAGUGCAAUCGCCUUUAAGUGCGGCUGGGUUGUGGUGAAGGCGUUCACGUUCAUGUCUGUGGGAGCGGUAGUCGCAGACAGACACAGACAGACAGAGCGAUUGCCGUGACUUUGCAACGUUGAAGCUGGAGCGGCCGCCUGCUCGCUGUUUGUCCCCGUGUGUGUUGGUGUGUGGUUGCAGGCAGCCCGUAUCCCUCUGCACACCAAUGCCGGGCCCCCGGGAGGAGCAGAGACAGAGGCUGGAGCAGAGGCAGCAGCUACAAGGGCUGGAGCAGAGACUGGGGCUGCAGCAGCUACAGCAGCAGCAGCAGCAGCAGCAGCGGCGGCUACACGGACAGCGGGCCAUGCCAGCCAGCGGCUACUCCAUCAACCUGACCGUACAGCAAGUCCUCAGCCUGUGGGCGCACGGAACCCUGCGGCACUUCACCGAGAUGUGGUACUGGGUCUUCCUCUGGGCGCUCUUCUCCUCGCUCUUCCUGCACGGAGCCGUUGGCCUCCUGAUGUUCGUCAUGCUCCAGAGGCACAAGCAGGGCAGAGUCAUCUCAGUGGCGGCCGUGGUGGUGGGCUUCCUAGCGUCCAUCACCGGAGGAAUGAUCACAAGCGCGGCGGUGGCUGGAGUGUACCGAGUGGCUGGGAAGACCAUGGUGCCUCUCGAAGCUCUGGUCUUUGGUGCCGGACAGACUGUACUCACCGUGGUCAUCUCGUUCUCCCGGAUCCUCGCCACCCUAUAAGGGCCGAGCUCCUCCCCCCCCCCCCCCCCCGACGACCCGGCAAGCAUCUCUCCUCGACGCGGGGAGAAAACGAGAAGCGUGAAAGACCAAAGUUUAUUUUUGACGGGGCGAUGAGAGGGCGCGAAGGGGCAAGGCGGGCGGAGGAAGCGGCAGCUGUUGUUUAAUGUGCCCGCCCGCGCAUGCGCGCCCUCUGCCUACGUGGAUGGCGUGAAGAUUACUAACAAGCCUGUGAAGCCUCGGCGAGAAAAUAACCCUGUCCAGUCACCAAUCGCACUGAACAAUAGUGGUGACUGAUACACACUGGUGUGACUGCACUCUGAUGCAAACCUUGCAGGGAUAACAAUAGCAUUGUGCCAAACACGAACAUUUUUUAAUACGUUAUUUUUUUUUUUUGCAAAUGUGAGCUGUGCCCUGUGCAAAGAUUCAACUCUUCUGUGAGAGGGGGGAGAGGGGAGGGUUAUUUACAAGUGCAUAUUCAUCAGAUCUCAAGCCUUGCAUACCUUCCUUGUUUUGCCAUUUCUCCGUGUGUGUGUGUGUGUGUAUAUAUAGUGUCGGAAGGAACCGCAGAUGCUGAUUUACGGACACAAAGUGCUGGAGUAACUCGGCGGGUCAUGCAGCGUCUCUGGAGAGAAGGAACGGGUGACGUUUCGGGGUCGAGACCCUUCUUCAGACUGAGAGUCGGGGGAGAGGGAUGAAAAGGUUCCGAACAAAGCCCACGGCCAACAAUGAACCAUUGUGGGCUCCACUUUUCCUUGAUCACCGUUGAUUUUUUUUUGCAGAUUUCCCAUUCUUUCGUACUGUAUCUCUGUCUAAGUCUCUCAUUUCCCUUUCCCCAAUGACUCUCAGUCUGAAGAAGGGUCUCGACCCGAAACGUCACCCGUUCCUUCUGUCCGGAGAUGCUGCCUGUCCCGCUGAAUUACUCCAACAUUUUGUGUAUAGUGUAUAGUAUUUGUUACAUUGAUGACUAAAAAUUGCAGUUGAAUUAAUACUUUGCCAUUAUUACCAUUUGCUGCUUUUACAUCCUAAAGACCAACCUUCCUCUCUGUUCGUUAUUGCUCCACACUGUCUCAGUUCAGUUUAUUGUCACGUCCACUGAGGUACAGUGAAAAGUUUUUGUUGCCUGCUAACCAGCCAGCGGAAAGACAACACAAGAUUGCAAUCGAGCCAUUCGCUGUAUAUGGAUAUCAUAGUUAAAAUAAGAAACAUUGCUGUGUGGGGCCCGAGUGAUUUAAGAGUGCGGUGCUGCGGUAGAGUCGCUGCCUCACAGCGCCAGAGACCCGGGUUCGAUCCUGACUACCAGCGCUGUCUGUACGGAGUUUGCACGCUCUGUCCCCGUGACCUGCGUGGGUUUUCUCCAAGAUCUCUGGUUUCCUCCCACACGUCGAGGUUUGUAGGUUAAUUGGCUUGGUAUAUAAAUGUACAAUUGUCCCUGGUGUGUGUGUGUAGGGUAGAGUUAAUGUGCGGGGAUCGCUGGUCGGCACUGACCCGGUGGGCUGAAGGGCCUGUUUCCCCACUGUAUCUCUAAACUAAACUGAGGUAAAAAUCAGCUUCCGUGCCCAGCACGCAAUUGCCAGGCAAAUGGCCGCCUGUGUUGGACGCCAUCUUGGAAGCGUCGUAACCCAGAGCAACCGGUUACUCAACUGCACUCUGAGGGUGUUUUAUUUUUUCUCUGAUAAAGAACUACUUUGUCUACAGCGGAGAGCAUGGCCCGGUAAAUCCCAGCAUUGUUUAUCAGGCAUGUGGAACAGUUGUACACUGCUUUUUACUUUUAAACCACUGCAUGUCAAUAGCCGGAAAUGGGGCGGCAGGGUGGUGCAGUGGGUAGAGCUGCUGCCUCACAGCACCGGAGACCCGGGUUCGAUCCUGAGUACGGGUGCCGUCUGUACAGAGUAUGUACGUUCUCCCCGUGACUUAUGUGGUGCUCCAGUUUCCUCACACCCCCCCCCCCCCCCCAAAGAUCUACAAUUCUGUAGGUUAAUUGGUUUUGGUUAAAUUGUAAGCUGUCCCUAGUGUGUGUAUGACAGUGCCAGUGUGCGGUGUUCGCUGGACAAUAGACAAUAGGUGCAGGAGUAGGCCAUUCGGCCCUUCGAGUCAGCACCGCCAUUCAAUGUGAUCAUGGCUGAUCAUCCCGAGUCAGUACCCCGUUCCUGCCUUCUCCCCAUAUCCCCUGACUCCGCUAUUUUUAAGAGCCCUAUCUAGCUCUCUCUUGAAAACAUCCAGAGAACCAGCCUCCACCGCCCUCUGAGGCAGAGAAUUCCACAAACUCACCACUCUCUGCGCGAGAAAAAGUGUUUCCUCGUCUCCGUUCUAAACGGCUUACUCCUUAUUCUUAAACUGUGGCCCCUGGUUCUGGACUCCCCCAACAUCAGGAACAUGUUUCCUGCCUCUAGCGUGUCCAAACCCUUAAUAAUCUUAUAUGUUUCAAUGAGAUUCCCUCUCGUUCUUCUAAACCCCAGAGUGUACAAGCCCAGCCGCUCCAUUCUCUCAGCAUAUGACAAUCCCGCCAUCCCGGGGAUUAACCUUGUAAACCUACGCUGCACUCCCUCACUAGCAAGGGCCUGUUUCCGCGCUGUAUCUCUAAAGUAAACACGAACGUUAUGGUAGAUUCGUGGAAAAACUAGGAACACAGGAGGAAAACAACUCAACUAUUGAAAGUUGAGAAAAAUGUUUACAACCUUACAAAUACCAUUUCAAUGCGUAAAUGGGUUGAAUAAACAGUAUUGCAUUUUGUAAUCAUGUUCUAAUUUUUGGGGGCGCUAUUUUCUUUUUCCUAACAUUCAAUGUGGUACAGCCAGGUUUUUAAUUGGUGCAAUGAUUGAUAUCAUCGGAAACUUGGAGUACUCCAAGAAACUUUUUUUUUCCAAGUUGAUGCUUUUGGAAAACUGAUUCCUUUAAGCACUUGAAGUUAUUUUUUGGGGUUUUUUUUUUUUUUUUU